This is a messenger RNA of Purpureocillium takamizusanense, 900 nucleotides long. RefSeq lists its product as uncharacterized. NCBI's taxonomy places the organism in Eukaryota, Fungi, Ascomycota, Sordariomycetes, Hypocreales, Ophiocordycipitaceae. Gene Ontology annotation, cellular component: intracellular anatomical structure. Gene Ontology annotation, molecular function: oxidoreductase activity, acting on NAD(P)H, oxygen as acceptor. The transcript is spliced from 2 exons. The record is from RefSeq and is a predicted model, not a curated record. The coding region runs from base 1 to 900 and encodes 299 amino acids.
AUGACAAAAGGACAGCCCGAGGUUGGUAACAAGCGGUUUGCCGACUUUGACUUGGGGGGAAAGACAUUCAUCGUCACGGGCGGUGCUCGCGGUCUAGGCCUAGCACUACAUACCGCGCAGAGCACCCCGACGAGGAGUGGGAGGCGGCACAGAGCCGAGUUGUUCCUGAAUGGGGCGGCAAGCUUCAAUGUUGUCUACCAGCAACAGGACGUGCUCGACACCAAGCACUUGCGGCAGACAAUUGAGUCCAUCGCCGACGAACACGAGGGCCUCCACGGGGUCACUGCAGCGGCAGGAAUCCUGCAAAUCACACCCGCCAUCGACUAUACGUCCGAAGACGCGGCCAAGAUGCUCGCCACCAACUUCACUGCGGUGCUAGAGACGGCCUCGGCGGCAGCAGAGAUGAUAUUCAAGUAUAGGUGCCGCGGGAGCAUUUGCCUCAUCGCGAGCAUGAUGUCCGGCCUCAUCGCCAACAAGGGCAUGCUAUCACCCGUAUAUAACUCCUCCAAGGCGGCCCUCAUCCAACUGACGCGUAAUCUCGCCAUGGAGUGGAGCCACGAGCGGGAUGACGGGAGCCCAGGGAUCCGCGUCAACUCCAUCAGUCUGGGCCACAUCCGCACGCCCAUGGUGGAGCAGACGUUUGCGGAGGAGCCGGAGCUGGAGGAUCUUUGGAAGAGGGAGAACAUGAUGGGCUGGCUGGCCAAGACCGAGGAGUUCAAAGGCGCGGCUCUGUUUCUGCUGAGCAAUGCCAGUAGCUUUAUGACGGGCAGCAAUCUCGUCAUGGACGGGGGCCCACGGCGUGGUGAGAGAGUUUUGUUUCGUCUGUGUGGUGAGAUGAUGGAUGCUCAGAUCAUCCGGGCCCGACUUGUGUUUGAUGAUAGCAUUGGCAGUGUGUCUUGA